UAAAAAAAUUUAUAAAAUGAAAAGCACAGAAGAAGAAGCUUUGAAAGGAUUGUCCCUGGAUAUUUAUGAAGGUCAGAUCACUGCAAUACUUGGUCAUAACACAUCUGGAAAAACUACAUUGCUAAACAUCCUCAGUGGACUUUCCAAACCAUCUGAUGGUUUUGCAUCCAUAUUCAAGUACAAUGUAUGUGAAAAGGAACAUAUGGAAAAGAUUUGGGAAAUAAGUGCUAUCUGUCCACAAUGGAAUAUUCAAUUUGAAUUUUUAACAGUGAGAGAAAACUUAAAAACAUUUGCUAAAAUAAAAGGGAUACCAUCCAAUGCUGUAGAAAAAGAGGUUGAAAAAUUGUUGACACUCUUGGACAUCAAGGCCAUUCAAAACACCCAAGCUAAUCAUUUAAGUGGUGGACAAAAACGAAAAUUAUCUCUUGGUAUUACACUUUUAGGAGAACCACAGGUAUUAUUACUAGAUGAGCCAACUUCUGGAUUGGAUCCAUAUUCUAGACACCAAGUGUGGUCUCUCCUGAAUGAACGCAAAGCAGGUCGAGUCAUUUUAUUCACCACCCAGUUCAUGGAUGAAGCUGAUAUCCUUUCUG
Molecule: messenger RNA, 593 nt
Organism: Notechis scutatus (mainland tiger snake)
Lineage: Eukaryota; Metazoa; Chordata; Lepidosauria; Squamata; Elapidae
Source: RefSeq, a predicted model, not a curated record